UUCUUUCUACGCUCGGUUUGGUCACGUGGUCGUAACAGCGCAGCAUGACGUGGCUUCCAGCGGAGCAUGUAGCAGGAAGUGUCCGCUCACAUUUCACCAUGUUAACAGCAGAUGCCAACGAUGAAGACGUGUCUCUGUUUGAUGCAGAGGAUGAUGCAACUAAAAGGUCAAAGAAGACGGGCAUUAAGCACCCCGUGGCAUCCUUCUUCCACCUCUUCUUCAGAGUUUGUGCCAUCCUGGUGUAUCUGCUCUGUGAGGUGUUCAGCAAGAGUUUCAUCGCCUGCAUGGUCACAAUCAUUCUUCUGCUCUCCUGCGACUUCUGGACAGUAAAGAACAUCACGGGCAGGUUGAUGGUUGGCCUGAGAUGGUGGAACCAGGUAGACGAUGACGGGCGCAGCCAGUGGCUGUUUGAAUCCAGGAAGGGCUCUGGGAAGCAACAGUCCUCAGACUCGGACUCCCGCAUUUUCUGGCUGGGACUGAUCAUUUGUCCUGUCCUCUGGGUUGUCUUCUGCUUCAGCACGCUCUUUUCCUUUAAGGUCAAAUGGCUGCCUGUGAUGAUCAUGGGUCUGGUUUUACAAGGCGCCAACCUCUACGGGUACGUGCGCUGCAAAGUGGGAGGCAAGACCAGCUUAAAGAACAUGGCAACAAAUUAUUUUGGGAAACAGUUCCUCAAACAGACGCUGUCUAAAGAAGAGGAGAUGUAGAGUGCAGCUUUAAGGACGCUGCCGUUCUGCUUCACGUGUGAGAGUGAUUUAAAUAAUAGAAUGACACUUUUCCAGGAGCAGCAAGCUUCAACAAACUCAUAUCAAGUUACAUGUAACUUCAGAACCACACAACUUUUACAACUAAAUUCAGGUGUAGUUCUUUUUGCAGGGUUGUGUGGAGGUAUUUGAGUUUCAGAACAUAAUCACUGUGAAAUAAUCAGUUUACUUCUCUGAUUUAUUACAUUUCUGUGCAGAAACCUUGUCUCAUUGAUGACCACACCUGCUCCUAAUCCAUCUAGUGACCAACCUAUCUGGCCCCAGACUAAUCGUUAAACCAGCGUCCACUAACCAGCAAGUGCCAGACAUGUCUGUGGGAUAUUACGUCGUAUUUUUUUUUUUUUAAGCUGCUUUUUUGGUUGAUCUGUUAGUUCAAAGUUCAGCAUAUUUUAAUGAGUUUGUUUAAAUUAUAUUUGAGUUACCAGUAUUCAUUGUUUUUAGUUAUCCUGUUAACAAACUACUUCUGCGAUAGGCUAGUGUGCCCCCGCGACCCUUAAUUACAGUAAGCAGGUACAGAAAAUGAAUGAAUGUUAACAAACCAGAGGGCGUGACUCAUCUGUUUACUGGCUGUAUUGUAUUGGCUCUGUGCUGAGGCUUUCCCAAAUGUCAAGAGUUAAUGCAGUCGAUGUUUGAAGCCUGAUCUGUGUCACUAACGUUAACCAGCAUCACCUGUCCUGCCUGUAAAUUAGGUGAAACUCUGUUUAGCCGGAGGCCACCAGACAGAUUGUUCUGCUUUAUGAACGUGGAGUGUUCCAGUGUUCCCAGUAAUGCUGCUUGAGGAACGCCGUUCUCCGCUUUGCAGAUGUUGUACAUUAACACUAAAGGUGCAGAACCAGUGUUUAGAAACCUUGGUGAAAUCAUUGGGCAUACCAUGAAACAAAUUUGUGCAGCUCUUUCUAAGGAGUGUGGCUUUACUUUUCAGCACACUUCUGAAAGGACAUGCAGUGUUCCAGAGUGACUCCUGGGGGUGGCGCUUACAUGUUGGUAACAUUAGCUAGGGCGGCAACUACACUUCUGUUUAUAACGUUAAAGAUCUACUGAUGACUUCACUUUAAAGUGUUUUAUUUUGAAGUGAUGAUUUACAUUGUUAAUGCAUGAGUGAUUUUUUUUUUUUUGUUUGUUUUUUUGUCUGCUGACUUGUUGCAGCUGUGCAGAAUAGCUGGAAUUCCGCAGCAUUCUGUCCACAGACAUCACUCACUGUGGACAGUAACCUAUAAUGCAGUUAUUGCUGGGAACGCAGACUGCUCCCUGUAAUAACUACUUUUAACAUUAAAUAAUAUUUCUGAGCUGUUUCAUAUCGACAGUGUUGUUUGGAUGAUAAACAAAAAUUUGUAACAUAACUGUAACAUUCUAAGACUUUGUAAAUAUGUAAAGAACAUCUCUGCAAUUAAAUUGUCGUUACUUUCUAAA
Thalassophryne amazonica is the source of this 2171-nucleotide messenger RNA. It is a transcript of the gene tvp23b, whose product is annotated as trans-golgi network vesicle protein 23 homolog B (S. cerevisiae). Bases 45 to 704 code for a protein of 219 amino acids. Gene Ontology annotation, biological process: vesicle-mediated transport; protein secretion. NCBI's taxonomy places the organism in Eukaryota, Metazoa, Chordata, Actinopteri, Batrachoidiformes, Batrachoididae. The transcript is spliced from 7 exons. The record is from RefSeq and is a predicted model, not a curated record. Gene Ontology annotation, cellular component: Golgi membrane.